Molecule: messenger RNA, 2901 nt
Organism: Nicotiana tabacum (common tobacco)
Lineage: Eukaryota; Viridiplantae; Streptophyta; Magnoliopsida; Solanales; Solanaceae
Molecular function (GO): protein binding
Source: RefSeq, a predicted model, not a curated record
AAGUCACUUAAGCUUAAAUUGGUUUUUUUCUUAGUGAUUCUUGAAUAUUUUUUAUUGGGUUGAUAGUUAGUGUUUCUACUGGGAUGAUUUUGUUACCUUUUAUCUUGUUUUCCCAGUUCUUUGUGUUGUGUUUAAUGUUUUCUUGGUCUGACCUUUUCUUUUUUUGUUUUGAGAAAUGGGUUUUUUGUAGAGUGCGUAAUGCUUGUUUGGUUGAUUGCAGAAAUGGGUUAAUUUGGAUUUCAAAAAUUUCUUGUGUAAACUCUUUGCCGUGUCUUCUUUAACUGUGGGGGGUUUGGGGGGGAGAUGUGGUCAUUUUCUCUUUUUAGAGCCCUUUUCUUGUGUUACACUAGUCUUGACUGAUUGAUCUUCAAAUUAAUUGAUUUUGGGUAAUUUCCAUGAACUAUGAUUAUCCUAUUGUUGUUGAUUAAUUGUGUAGAAUUCUACUAUGUCUAGUAAAUCAGUACUUACUUCCUGAAACCUGCUUCCAGAAUUUUCACUAUUUUGAGUUGACAUUUUAUAUAAUUAACUCUAUAGCUGCUUUGGGCAGACUUACUUUCUAUUAAUUGCAUCAGCGAUAAAGGUAGUGUCAGCUUCAGUUUAUAGAACUAGCCAACACUUGGAAAGGUGAUGUUUUAUCUCAUGUAGAAUUGGUCUACAAAAGAGCAGCUCGUUCAAGUAAUAAUGGAAAUUACAUGGAUGAUUUUGGAAAAGAAAGGCAAAACUGUGAAACAUAUCGCAAGAAGUCGGGUAUGAGGACCCUUAUCAGAAAAGAGUGGCUGCAUGCAUCACCAAUCAAGGAAAAAGAUCCAGACGAUAAGAUGCCACUGCGACCAACACCUGAAUCUGGCCACUGCACCUUUUGUGUGAAUGGUAAUAGCUGUAGAACUGUUCGCUCAAGAACAAAACUGAUGAACACUGUUUUAGAAAGAGGGAGGCCCAAGGAAGCCGAGCUGAUCUUUGAUAGUUUGAUUAAAGGAGGGCAUAAACCAUCUCUAAUUACAUACACUACCCUCUUAGCAGCUUUGACAGCCCAGAAGCGUUUCAAUCACAUCCAUUCCAUUAUAUCUGAAGUGCAAGAAAAUGGUAUGAAUCCAGAUCCAGUUUUCUUCAAUGCUGUUGUUAAUGCGUUUUCUGAAUCUGGAAACAUGGAGGAAGCAAUGAAAGCCUUCUUACAAAUGAAGGAGAGUGGGAUAAAGCCUGCAAUCAGCACUUUUAAUACUUUGAUCAAAGGGUAUGGAAUUGCUGGAAAGCCUGAAGAAUCUAUAAAGAUAAUGGAGUUAAUGUUGCAGGAAGUUAAUGUGGAACCAAAUCUGAGGACAUACAAUGUACUUGUUAAAGCAUGGUGUAACAAAAAGAAUUUUGCUGAUGCAUGGAAUACUGUGGAUAAGAUGAUAGCUUGUGGUUUACGACCGGAUGUUAUCACUUACAAUACGAUAGCAGCAGCUUAUAGUCAAAAUCAUCAAACUGAAAAGGCGGAAAGAGUGAUUUUAGAAAUGCAAAGGAACAAUGUGCACCCUAACGAAAGGACUUGUGGCAUCAUUAUAUCUGGAUACUGUAAAGAAGGUAAAAUAAAGGAUGCCUUGAUGUUUGUGUACAAGAUGAAGGAUCUUGGAAUACAUCCUAACCUUGUCAUUUUCAAUUCACUGAUCAAAGGCUUCCUUGACAUGUCAGACGGAGACAGUGUUGAUGAGGUUCUUACAUUAAUGGAAGAGUUCGGUGUCAAACCUGAUGUCAUUACAUUCAGCACCAUCAUGAAUGCCUGGGGUACUGCAGGAUAUAUGGCUAAGUGCAGGGAGGUCUUCGAUGACAUGGUCGAAGCUGGCAUUCAACCUGAUGUCCACGCGUAUAGCAUUUUGGCCAAGGGUUACGUUCGUGCAAUGGAACCAGAAAAAGCAGAAGAAGUCCUGAAUACCAUGGUUAAAUCUGGGAACCCUCCAAAUGUUGUGAUUUUCACUACUGUAAUUAGUGGAUGGUGCACUGCUUGUAGAAUGGAUUGUGCAAUGAGGAUCUUCGAGUGGAUGUGCGAGUGUGGGAUAUCUCCUAAUCUGAAAGCUUUUGAAACUCUGAUAUGGGGUUAUGCUGAAAAUAAAAAGCCUCGGGAAGCGCAAGAGGUAAUCCAAAUCAUGGAAAAAUUCAACAUUCAACCAGAGGAAAGCACUUAUAUGCUUGUUGAAGAAGCCUGUCGUGGUGUCGGAUUAGCUGAGGCAGCAAAUGGAGUGGCCAACUCAGUUGAAAAGCAAAACUUGACUAGUAAAGUUGAUAUGGAAGGCGUGGCAGAAGUGGAGAACUUGGAAAAAGUCUACCAGAAGAAUGCUGUCCAUCAUUUUUAUCCCAAAUUGUUGCAGAUACCCAAUGAACUAAUUAAUGAACCAAAGGGACCAGUAAGUGCAGCCAAAAGAAGUCGUAUGGUGCUAAGGGAAGCUGAAUUUUCAUCUGAUACUUUGUCUGCUGCGACAAGAUCAUUGCAUAUUAGCUGUAAACUUGGAAUGCGGGCUCCUGUUGUUUGCCAGAGACAAUUUCAAGUGCAGCUUUGUGCAUCUGGUCAGGUUGGAAACUCAUGUACAGCUGUGUUCUUGAACUGAAGAGAGAAAAGUUGUUGUGAUUAGUGCACCUGAAUGCAGCUGGUUGUGAAAGUAAUGUGAUUAGAGUUUUGUACAUAUAAAGGGUGACUUCAAAUUGCUCAUCUUUCCGAGUACAUCUGUAUCCACAGGUUUUGUAAAGCUUUACUGAUCAUUUAACUCAAAUUUCUUGUUGUCCAUUGUAUCUGCAUACUGUGCAGCUGUAGAAAUCAUAUUUGGAUAUAUGCAAAAGUCCAUUUGUAAAUGCACAGUCGAUCCUCAGUACUCUUUACCUCCAUGAAUGACUCAAUUGUAAGGGGCAAUUUUAUGUUGUUUGAAGUUU